AGGAGGAGUUUAUAGUACAUGUGAGAAGAUGUAGAUGAUCUUACUGAACAGAUGAAAGUUAUGAUGAAUGUUACAUCUACAAUGCAUGGAGAGCCAUGCGAGCCUGUCCUGCAGCAGCUGUGGCAGUCCGUGAAAGCUGGACAGGAGGAGAUCCUUUUAUCUCCAUACCUGCUUGCGUCCUGGGGCUUUCUGACGCACGUCCUCCUCUGCGCACCUUUCCUGGUGCUGGACGCUCUCGGCAGCGUAUGUGAAAGGGUUCAAGGGUGGAGGAUAGCUGCAGGUUCGGGGCCACCGCCGCCUCUCCGCCGAUGGUACGACUGUUUUUGGAGGCUUCUGUUCAAAUACCUGACCACCAUCCUCCCCGCAACCGCCGUGGUUCAGAUGCUGCGGAGCCCCAGGUUGCCUUACCUGGCGCCGUCUUGUUGGCAGCUGUUUGUGGAAGUUUUCGCAUGUUUCCUGCUCUUUGACACGCUCUUCUACAUAUGGCACCUAAUGAUGCACAGGGUUCCCUGGCUGUACCGAAACAUCCACCAGCUGCACCAUCAGCACCAGAUCCCCUUCGCCCUGGCAGCCCAAGAUGCCAGCUCCCCCGAGCUGCUUUCCCAGCUGGUGCUGGCUCUGGGCUGUGCUUGGGUGGUGGGCUGCCACCCCCUGAGUGAAGCCGUCUUCCACCUUCUCAACACCUGGCUGGCGGUGGAGGACCACUGCGGCUAUGAUCUUCCCUGGGGUCUGCACAGACUGCUGCCCUGCCUUGGAGGAGCCCCCUACCACCAAGCCCACCAUAGCCUGUACAGUUGGAACUACGCACCCUACUUCACCCACUGGGACCGCCUCUUUGGCACAUACUAUGCAACAGUGAUGGAUUCACGUACAGAGUGA
This is a messenger RNA of Scomber scombrus (Atlantic mackerel), 879 nucleotides long. RefSeq names its product cholesterol 25-hydroxylase like 3 (gene ch25hl3). The transcript is spliced from 2 exons. Gene Ontology annotation, biological process: sterol biosynthetic process; cholesterol metabolic process. The record is from RefSeq and is a predicted model, not a curated record. Lineage: Eukaryota; Metazoa; Chordata; Actinopteri; Scombriformes; Scombridae. Bases 52 to 879 code for a protein of 275 amino acids. Gene Ontology annotation, molecular function: C-4 methylsterol oxidase activity; iron ion binding; steroid hydroxylase activity.